UUACGUACUUACAAAAUAAUCUCCUCUUAACUUUUUAAGGUUUGGGACUUGCUUAAAGGGAAUGAGAUCACUGCGCUUGAUGAUGAAGAGAGUACUAGCUUUGAUAAUGCAGCUAGGAUAGUUCGCUUCAGUUCGGACAGUAGGAAAAUUAUAAUUGGAUGCACAAACGACCGUGUUUUCAUCUGGGAUUGGCAGAACCAUGAUGUACCUUUAAAGAGUGUCACCUUACCCGCGGUCAGAACAGUGGAAAUAACAUGCGAUGGGAACAUGACUUACACGUGCAGCGAGGAUGCGACAGUUUGUCAAAUCGAUCUCGGCUCACUAAAAGUAUCGACUGUUUGUCAAGGUCGUAUUCCUGUGGUUAUAACGCCGGACGGCAAAGCUAUAUUGUUUAGGAAAGUUUCGGAUAAUUCACUGAUUUAUUAUGAAUUUUCAACUGAUUCUGUGGUCGCAUAUAUUGAAGGUAGGUAGAUACGAAACUAAUUGGUUUGUCAUUAAUAUUAAUUUAUAUAUUGGAAGACAGUAGCGGGAUGGGGGAGGGAGCGACCCCUCUCGCCCUACCCCAAUUAGUUUCUGAAAACGUUAGCGUGGUAGUGUACUAACCGUGUUUAACAAAGCGGCAACAAUAAUUUCACAACCAUGAAAGCAUAGGUAGGCUAUACAUUAAGCAGGAACGGAUCUACCGUAGCGGUGCAAUGGGGUGCCUAUAGUGGUGUCUACCACCUCCCUAGAAAAAUCCAGCAACACCCUAAAAAAAUCUGCUUGACGAUACAUUUUCUGUUUUCCGAAUAGCGAUUAGUGGUCUGGUCUACUGUUAGAGCGUUUCGAUUUGAAGAUUUUUUAAACGAUUUAUUUUUUUCUGUGCUCAUGAGAAAAUACGGAGAAUGUUUAGUUAAAUAUCAUGGUUAAAUAUGUAAUCAUGUCGAGGUUGUUAUACAGCCGUAUUUUUCAGUAUACUGUACUCAAACAAUCAAAUUUACUGUACUGUGCUACAGAAACUGUCCAAUCACGAAUAUAUACGUGAUAAAAAUCCGAUAUAAACUUUAUAAACGAAAGAUAAUGUAAAACGUAACAGAACGGCAAACGUGCAGAUUCGCCCAUCUCAAAUAGUGGUAAGGUUGGGAUCGUGGCGUUGCAGACUGCAGGGAAGAGUGGACAGUAAGGCUUCCUUACGCACCACCUCCAUGGAAAAAAACUACAUUUGAAGUUGUAAAAUAUGCUAAGCUGUGUAUAAUGCUAUAAUUCAACCCUAUUUGAGCUACUGUUGUGAAGUUUGCAAUGUAUUCGGCGAAACUCAAUCAAUACGUUUACAAAAACUUCAUAACAGAGCUGCUCGUAUUAUAGAACAUGUGCCAAAUGAGGUAGAUCAACAAACAAUACUGAAUAUAUUACGAUGGGAACCGCUAAAACAACAAAGAGUAAAAGCCAAAGCAAAACUUAUGUUUAAAACGCUCAAUAACAUGGGACCAAGUUCGCUUAAAGAAUUAUUUACUUUCAAAACGGAAAUAUUAAACCACAAUCUUCGUAAUAACUCAAGUUCAAUACGUUUGCCAAAGCCAAAUGCGAACAACAGUGAAGAAAAGUUUUAUGUACGAUAGAGCUUCUAUCUGGAACUCCAUACCACAAUAUAUAAGUAAAUCGAUUUUUUGUUUUAAAAGAAAAAUCGCUACUCUUACCUUUUGAAAUAACAUGAUUCAUGAAUCUUGCAAACAGAUACUUUUUGACUAUUUAUGUAUUACUUGUAACUUGUAACUAUUUGUAAAUAUUUUACACGCCCAUUGUGGAAACCAGCUGACAGUGUUAGCGUGGUUAAAUAAAGUUAUCAUCAUCAUCAUCAAGAAGGUGGCAACCUAAAUUAGCCACCAUGCACCAUGCAUGUACAUGCAUAGAAUAGUUGCGAACUGCGAAGUGUCUGCCACUGCGGAAAAACGCACGAGGGAAUGAUCACUGUAAACUUUGAGUGUUUAAAUUUAUUUUUCUCACCAAAUAUCAUUCAUGCCCAAGAUUAUUGAUGAAUACAUUCAAACGUUUUCUUCAAGACGAAUCACAAGAUAUAUACAGCAUUCGCGUCCAUGUCGUUUAAGAUGCACAACGACUUGACUUUGGUGCAUGUUUUUGUAUCUCAAGCAUGCAAGACGGCCUGGCCCAUGCUGUAUAUAUGUACAGGGUGUCCCAGAAAAAAAUACAGUACCUGUAUUCCAGCUCAUUGUUGGUGGGAAUCGAAAAUUCAAUUUAACAUAUUUGUCAUUUAAAGUGAGGGGCUAUCAAACCAUAAACCUAUUAUUAGAAAACUUUGAGUAUGAGUACGACUACAAAUACGAGAUUUGUCACUUGCGCGCCGCGAAACAUGCAAUGGACAUUUAAUAGGAUAUUUUAAAACAGUCAUUAACAUCGGUUCUGUUAGACAGAUUUUAAUAAAGUUAGUGUCAAUUUUGUCAAAAUUCGAUCAUCUCUAAGAUUAAAUUUUCGAUCGAUUUCCACUAAUAAUUAGCGAUGUAGAAAUCUAGAACAUAUAGGUAUUGUAUCUUUUUGGACACUCUGUACUAUUUGUACAUCGACUUGUACUCCCUAAUUGGUUAACUCUAAUGCAAGAGAGUUCCAUUCACGAAUGCUUUAAAUAACUGAAAAUGUUUUACCACAUUCAGGUCAUCCUGACGCCUCGAUAAUUACUGCAAUUGACAUCACAACAGAUGGAAAAUUAGUUCUGUCAGGAAGCAGUUCAGGAACUAUAUCUCUGGUGGACUUGAAGAGUUCCAAUGUAGUUCAGACGUUCGGAGUGACCGAAGCUGGAGUCGGCAUACGUUUGGUUAGCGUAUUAAGUGAUGUGGCCCAUUUUGUAUUUGUCGACGAAGGAAACAGAGUCGUAUUGCGAACUUUUAAUAAUAAAGAGGCUGAGUUAGUAUUGGAUCAACCAGCUGUUAAAGUGACCUGCAUUACUACUCAUAGUGGAAAAUAUGUAUUCCUUGGUUGUGAAAACGGAGAACUGUUAUUGUUUGAUAUAUAUGCUACACAAUAUAAGUAUAACCAUCAAGCUCAUUCCGAAGCCGUUUCUCAAGUUAAAAGCAACCCAACAGGUUUCCUUCACUUGCUUGUGUCGGGGUCUGCCAGCGGGCGUGUAACACUUUGGUGUGUUUCGAAAACCGUGCCGCCUUUGUGGAGCCAAAUUUGGUCGCACGAUAACGUUUACCCGCAUCUCAUUGCUGAUGUAGCAUUUGUGCCCCACUCCGAGGACAUCGUGAUUGGUUCUUGCUAUGACAGCAAGGUAAGUUAAGUUUGUUUCUAAUGACACUAUAUUGACCGCUUUAAAGCCUGAAUUUUAUUUGGUCGAAACUGUCGUCAGCAAGUCAUUUUCGACGAUGUAAAAUAAUCAGCAUAUAUCUUGUCUUUUGUGUGGCUGCAUGUGAAUCAUUAUUUACUGACUUUAGAGAUAUAUGGACACAUCGGUCUUCUUGAUUUGUGUACAACAGCUACGAAUAAAUGGAAACUAGGGCACGGUUGUUCGAGAGCCGAUUAGAUAAGUCGUAGGUUAACAAUCCUUAAAUUGAUAUUUACGUAUAAACUUU
Molecule: messenger RNA, 3563 nt
Organism: Paramuricea clavata
Lineage: Eukaryota; Metazoa; Cnidaria; Anthozoa; Malacalcyonacea; Plexauridae
Source: the annotation of a GenBank genome assembly